Molecule: messenger RNA, 520 nt
Organism: Eurytemora carolleeae
Lineage: Eukaryota; Metazoa; Arthropoda; Copepoda; Calanoida; Temoridae
Exons: 4
Coding region: 122-505 (127 amino acids)
Source: RefSeq, a predicted model, not a curated record
CACCUCGGAUCAGCUGAUGAGCUGACCCGCUUCGCAGCUACAGUUUACACGAAGCAAAGGUCGUGAACGCAUUCAGUUAAACAACUUUUACAACAACAACAUUACAGGGAUAUCAAGAAGGAUGAGAAAUGAAUCAAUUCCAGUUUUAUUUCCUGGCCGUCUUAUUGACAUCUGUAGAGAUCAAGUUCUACAUAUCCUUGAUACGGCAGGACAUAGAGUUCGUCGUAGAUCAGACCAAACCAAACCCAGGAAUGUCAGCCGGCAGGUUCAGGGAGCUGGAAGCAGUGUUUUCUACCCUGGAGCAGUCAGUUAUGGAAGCAGCAUUGGGGUAGGAAGCAGCAUGAAUUGGUCAGCAGCAUACACUCCUGGGAUUAGAGCUGAGGAGCACUACACUAGUACACAGGAGUUCUCGACCAGUGUCAAGGAUUGUCAAGAGUUCCUCUCCACUCAUCUAGCAGGACCUGUCAUAGAUGCACUUUCAGCACAGGCAGGACAGGUGAGAUAAUCAGCUCAAGCAGGA